AUGGUGCUGCUUGCUCUCGAUGAGUUUUUCCGCUCCUUCUUCCAGUUCAACUCGCUGCCUCGAUCUGCGCCCGACGAUGCCGCCGACUCCCCGCCCCGCCCCACGUCCCUCCUCGUCUUUUGCACCCCGGAAGUGGACAGCGUCUGUUGCUGCCAUCUUCUCUCCACGUUCCUCAAUUCGCGCCUCCUCUUCCUCGACAGCCAGUGGGACUGCGGAAACGUUGCUCUCGACAUUGAGUUCGUCUCCGGCAUCCCCGACGUGCUGGCCUGGAUCGAUCGGCACCUGGAGUACCACGUAAGUCACGCCCCCACGUCCUCUCCGGGACUGCCUUCAUCCUCCGCGUAUCGCCUACCGUUCUACGACCGCAUUUUGUUCAUCGGCCUCGGCGGCCUGGCAGACGAGGACGAGCUUGAUGACGAAGACGGAGACGCCCGGCAGACAGCAGGCCUGACAGCCACGCUCUUCGCUGCCGUCACAGAUCUCUUCUUGCACAAGGCGGUGCGCCUCGAGGCUCUCGAGGAGUUGCGGCGACAGAGACGCAGAGAACGCGCGGAGCGGCUGCGUAGACAGCCGUUCGCGUUUUUCAAUGCGAGGGACGGCGACGCCGGGGAGGCCGGAGCCGACGAAGCCAUUGGUCGCGCUGCCGCCUCGGGCGCAGAAGACGCGUACAACCUGGACGGCGCCGGCGCCUCGGGUGUACUGACACCUGAGGACGAAGAACGCGUUCGACGAAUCGAAGUCAAAUUCAGAAACGCAAUCAAAAUCGCGGUCCUUGAUGCCAGAAGGCCCGUGCACACCACGCUCAUACGUGAUGGCCGGUGGAUGAUGCCGAUGGAAGAGGCGGAGCAGGAGGCGUUGGACCGACGACGAAGAGAACGGCUGGAGGCCGGGAAGGGACACACUUCUCUCCUCGCUGCCGGGGUGUAUCGAAGCAAACCGUGUGCAGCUGUCCUCGCCAAGGUCCUCGAGCCGCUGUAUGAGGUGGAGAGUAGCGCUUACGCGUUUGCAGGCGCCACGGCAGCUGCUGCCUUUCUUCACGAGGAGUGGCUGUCGAGCGACGACUACAACGAUUUGAUUAUGGCUAUCAAAGACAUCAAUGUCUCGACUUUCCCCUACAUAGAAGACGACGACAACAACGGUCUGUUGCCGCUCCUGAGAAACGGGUGCCUUCGAGACUCCCUCAGUGUGAGCAGGCAAUUACUCUUCCUCGGGCUCGGAAGCAGCCACGCGUCGCCUGCGGCGGCUUCGGGAGAAGUUUCUCGCGCCUGGAUGAGCCAGCAACAGAGCAACGAACUCCGCGUCCAGUGCGGCCUCGAAUGCAAAGACAUGGUCAACCCCUUCAGCGGUCUCGCCGCCUCGCAGCAACGAGUUGUGUACGAUUACCUCCGACAGACUCUGCAACUACGAGACUGUUACUGCCUCAACUGGGCGAAGGAUCGCGGGAACCUCCCUUCUGUCCCCAAUGUGGACACUGCCUUCCUCCUUCAAGCUCUCCUCGCCAGACCCGGCUCACAAGACGCAGUUGGAGCCUCGGUGUAUCGCGUCAACGCCAUCGACGCCUUGCAGCUUCUUACACGAAUCACAUCGACGGCAACCCGCGAGCAAACGGUGGUGCUUCAGCAGCUCGAGAAGGCGCAGUCGCUUGUGGUACACCACCUUCUGCAACUCUUUCGGCAUCUGGACUUGGCCGUUCUCAGCCACGCGCGAGGCGGCGUUUUGUUGGUAACGCUGCGCCAUCCGCGAGCGUUUCUUCUUCAUCCGGCGUAUCUGCGCACCUUUGCGCUCCUCUGCUCGUUGAAGCAGGCCGGAGGCGAAGAAGAGAAGCGGCUUCCGGUGGUUCUCCACGUGUGCGUUGAGGCGCCCGCGCCGGGUGGGGAAAGGAGCAUUUUGUAUGCGUGCACGCCGAAUGCAGACGCGGAAAACCCGGACCUUUUUCCCUUCGUGCUUCACCUCUUGGUUUCGAGUGGCGACUUGGGGGGGGAUUUCACGGAUCCUCGAAGGAAGCACGGCAAAAGAAGAGGCAGAGAACAGCGCCCUGAGGCUGCAUCCGCCGUCGCGCGGUGUGUGAAGCGCGACGGCGGAUGCCCACACAUGCUCCACGUGAGCGUAGGGCGCCUUGGCGCCGACGUGCAGAAACAAGUCGCUGCUGUCUACGUGAACGAAAUGCGGAGGCGAGCUGAAGAAGACGCCCGAGAUGACGACGACGACCUCGAUUUCCAGGGGGAAGAAGACCCCGAGGAAGAAGUGGAAGCCGAUACAGAGACGGGAAUUCCCAGUCAAGAGGAGGACGACAAAGAGCAACGAGAUCCGUCGAACUGGGCAACCCAGAGAGAAGACAGCGAAGGCAGUGAAGAUGACCGAGAGCUCUCCGAGCACGAGGCCAAGCGCCGACACAGCGAGUCGGUCGCCAGUGACUUAAAGACAGUGUCGCGAAGCGCCGAACCCAGGCGAGGCGGCGCAGCUCCGGCGUGGUAG
Messenger RNA from Neospora caninum, 2475 nucleotides. RefSeq lists its product as hypothetical. The coding region runs from base 1 to 2475 and encodes 824 amino acids. The transcript has 12 exons. The record is from RefSeq and is a predicted model, not a curated record. Lineage: Eukaryota; Apicomplexa; Conoidasida; Eucoccidiorida; Sarcocystidae.